Messenger RNA from Nerophis lumbriciformis (worm pipefish), 658 nucleotides. Lineage: Eukaryota; Metazoa; Chordata; Actinopteri; Syngnathiformes; Syngnathidae. The record is from RefSeq and is a predicted model, not a curated record.
AUGGGAAAAACAAAGGUCAUAACGCCUUAUGGCAAAGAGGAUCAGAAAAAGAAGGAAGUAGCCGAGAUGUUUGACAACAUAGCACACAGUUACGACUUCCUCAACCACUUUUUCAGCUUAGGCAUAGACAAGCGUUGGCGUAAGAAGGCUAUCAAAAUACUUAAGAGCGAGAAGCCAAACACAAUAUUGGAUGUAGCUACUGGUACUGGUGACUUUGCCAUCGAAGCCUUGCAGUCUGGCCUUACUCCCAAGCGAAUUGUUGGAAUAGACAUCUCCGAGGGUAUGCUCGAAAUUGGCAGACAGAAGAUGACGAAAAAAGGCUACGAUAACAUUGUAGAUAUGCUACAGGGAGACUCGGAAAACCUUCCCUUUGAGGACAACGAGUUCGAUGCCUUUACCGUAGCUUUUGGAGUCAGAAAUUUUGAGAAUCUCAGAGCCGGUCUUUCAGAUAUGUACCGGGUACUUAAAUCGGGCGGAACAGGGAUAAUUCUGGAAUUCAGUAAGCCCAAAAGGUUCCCGAUGAAACAACUCUACUUUUUCUACUUCCAAUAUGUGAUGCCUACAAUUGGCAAGCUGCAUAAGCAUGCUUUCUAUAUCCCAGAAUGGACGCAAGAUGUUCAUUUCGAGGUGGAACUGAUCUAUAAGAUCAAUCGCUUGG